Messenger RNA from Oryza sativa Japonica Group (Japanese rice), 4121 nucleotides. RefSeq lists its product as uncharacterized. Lineage: Eukaryota; Viridiplantae; Streptophyta; Magnoliopsida; Poales; Poaceae. The record is from RefSeq and is a predicted model, not a curated record. Gene Ontology annotation, molecular function: protein binding; metal ion binding.
CCUUCUCCUCCUCCCGCAUCCCCCCUCUCGCCGCCGCGUUCUCGUCGUCGCCGGUGGCCGCCGCCUCGCUGCUCCCCCGCCCCCCUCCCCCGCCCGCCCGCGGCGCUGGACCUGUUCCGACUACUAGAGAGGGCCAUCGCGUCCUCCUCGAUCCUCCACUGCCCCUAGUUUUGGCCGCUCGGUCCUCCGGUCCUCCCAGAGUCGUCUCCGGUGGUCCCCCGAGUUCAAGUGGCAGCGGCGGCGGCGGCGGCGGCCGUAUAGACUUCGUCCACGAGCACUUCGCAAGGUGGGAGAGUUCUCUUCGUACUUGUAAACAUGUUGGAGAAGAUCGGAUUGCCGCCAAAGCCAUCUAUGCGAGGGGCUAGCUGGGUGGUGGACGCAACCCACUGCCAGGGUUGCUCUGUUCAAUUCUCCUUGUUCACUAGGAAGCAUCAUUGCCAAAGAUGUGGAGGUUUGUUCUGCAGCAACUGUACCCAGCAGAGGAUGGUUUUACGUGGACAGGGUGAUUCACCUGUUCGAAUUUGUGAUCCUUGCAAAAAGCUUGAAGAAGCAGCACGUUACGAGCUGAGAUAUGGACACAAAAACAGAGCUUCAAAAGCUAAUGCUAAAGCAGCUUCUAACCCAGAGGAUGAUGUUCUUAGUGAAAUUCUUGGAGGGGAUGGAAUGCAGACCAAGUUUUCUCGCAGGGAGUCCCUGGAUCCUGAGCUUCCUGGCGCCUCUAGUUCUAGUUCCAGUUCCAGAAGAACUUCUGGUGCUUUCAGUAUGGAUGGUAAUGGAGGUGAGAGCCUCUCUAUUGAAGCACAAAAUUAUGAACUCAACAAUACUGGAUCAAUUUUUACCCCAGAGGAAUUGCGCCAGCAAGCAGUAGAAGAGAAAAAAAAGUACAAAACUCUGAAGUCUGAAGGUAAACCUGAGGAAGCACUUCGGGCUUUCAAGCAUGGUAAAGAGCUUGAGAGGCAAGCCGCCGCACUGGGGUUAGAAUUGAGAAAGAACAGGAGAAUGGCUACAAAAGCUCCCAGUGUAAGUGCUGUGGUUAGUACCAAGAAUCUGGAGGGUUCUGAUGAGGCUGAAUCGAAAAAGUCUUUGCCUGGGAAAAGGGUUAGGAAAGAAAAGAAUGAUCUUGCCUCUGAACUUAAAGAUUUAGGCUGGUCAGAUGCAGAUCUUCAUGAUGAAACAAGAACAACUGCUAUGAGUGUGGAAGGAGAGUUGUCACAGAUUCUUAGAGAGGUAACACCAAAAUCAUCAGAGGGCAACAAAACCAGUAGUAUAGACAAGUCUCAGGUUAAUGCUCUGAAAAGACAGGCCCUGUUGCUGAAAAGAGAAGGUAAACUUGCUGAAGCAAAGGAAGAGCUGAAGAAGGCUAAAAUUUUGGAAAGACAACUAGAAGAGCAGGAGAUUCUGGGUGAAGCAGACGAGUCUGAUGAUGAUUUGGCUGCACUUAUUCGUAACAUGGACGAUGGCAAUCAGGAUGACAUUCUUUUGGACAAUCCAAGAUUCCCUGAUUUUAAUUUUGAAAAACUACUGGGCACCUCUGAUGAUCUUCUCAUCGAUGGCAACUUUGAUAUUACAGAUGAUGACAUGAAUGACCCAGAUAUGACUGCUGCACUAAAAUCAUUUGGCUGGAGUGAAGAGGACGAGAUACAAAUGGAAGGUCAUGGUCCUGUUUCUUCUUUGAAUCAAGAGGCAUUAAAGGAGCAAGUGCUUGCUCUUAAAAGAGAGGCUAUUGCACAGAAGAAGGCUGGUAAUGUUGCAGAGGCCAUGUCAUUGCUUAGGAAGGCAAAGCUCCUCGAGAAGGAUUUGGAAACUGAACAAUCAGAAUCAAAAGUUCCUUCCCCACAAGGACACAGGAGCACACGCACUGAAGAUAUCACAGUCGCAGAGAUGAAUACCCGGCCUGUGUCAGCACCAAAAUCUAAGCUUGCAAUUCAGAGAGAACUGCUGGCCUUGAAAAAGAAGGCACUAGCGUUGAGAAGGGAAGGAAAGGUGGAUGAGGCUGAGGAAGAGUUAAAGAAAGGCAGUGUUCUUGAGAAGCAACUUGAAGACCUUGAAAAUUCUUCUGCGAGACCUGUGGUCAAGGAAAAUAGGAACUUUGGGUCAACUCCCCCAUAUAAGGUUGAACCUCCAACUCUGGAUCUUGCUGAUGAAGGGUAUGAACCUGAGGUAACUGACAAUGACAUGCAGGAUCCAGCAUUGUUAUCUGUGCUGAAAAAUAUGGGAUGGGAAGAUGAGGAUGCUGACACUGCGAGCAUAAUUAAUAUGCCAUCAAAUAGUUCACGUAUAGUUUCUCAAAAACCAACAAAGAGCAAGGGUCAGAUUCAGAAGGAAUUACUUGCUAUAAAAAGGAAAGCUCUUGCAUUCAGACGGGAAGGAAAGAACACAGAAGCUGAGGAGGAACUUGAGAAGGCAAAGGUCUUGGAGCAGCAACUGUCAGAGAUGGAAGAGUCAGUUAACUUGACUGCUAGUCAACAAAGUGCAAGGUCUGCUGGACAAAUUAGGGGAAAUAAGUCUGGUGCUCUACUUGAUCCUGCCUCCAGUCCUGAUACUAGUGCACACCUGCCUAAACUAAGAAAUGCAACGGAGGGAGUUAUUUCGUUGCCAGUGCAUGCUGCUGAACUUGCUGCAUCUCUGGAUGCUCAAGCUAGUUCCCAAAGCAUACCACCGACCGAACUAAUCAUUCCUAAACCAGAUCAUGCAUCAAAAGUUCAUUCUGAAGGAACACGUUCAACCUUGUCCCGGCCAUCCUUUACUGAUCCGCUGGUAACAGCAGAAAGAUUGCAUUCACCUUCUGAUGUACAUGAUCAUAAAGAACCUCAGAUUCCGCACGGACAUGACACUCUCAAAGAUGAAAUCUUACAUCAUAAGAGAAAAGCAGUUGCUUUUAAGAGGGAAGGUAAAAUGGCAGAAGCUAGAGAAGAAUUGAAACAGGCAAAACUCUUAGAAAAACGUCUUGAAGUCUCUCAAGAGAACAGUGCAAAUGGUAGGGAUGAAUCAAUGAAACCCGUUGUGCAAGAGACCAACUUGAUCCAACAAUCUGCCAGUGCCAAGAGCUGUACCGAUGACAUUUCCUCUGCCCCUCCAGCACAAGAAAUAAAGCCAGUUCAGCCUCCGAAAGCAUUGUCUAGUCGAGACCGUCUCAAAAUCCAACGUGAAUCCCUUGCUCACAAACGCAAUGCGCUCAAGUUGCGGAGAGAAGGAAAGACCGCAGAAGCAGAUGCGGAAUUCGAGUUGGCUAAGUCACUGGAGAGCCAACUGGAAGAAUCAGAAAGCCAGGUUUCUGGAGGCAAGUCGUCUGACGCAAACGAUGCAGCUGUGGAGGAUCUUCUUGAUCCGCAGAUCAUGUCUGCCUUAAAAUCGAUUGGUUGGAGUGAUGCUGAUCUGUCCGCGCAAUCUUCUAACGCACAGCCUUCAAAGAAAGCUGAGGCAAAGCCAACUGUGGCAGCUACAACCAAGCCUCAGAGUGAGAAGACCCAGCUUGAGGAACAUAUUAAGGCUGAGAAACUGAAGGCUCUAAACUUGAAGCGUGAAGGGAAACAGACAGAGGCUCUGGAGGCCCUCCGAUCAGCAAAGCGGCUGGAGAAGAAGUUGGCAUCACUUGCCUAAUAAGUUGUCCAAAAGCUCGUCUUCAUAAUCGUUUGAUAACUUCUGAAGACUGAUGUUUCAGUUAGAAAAAAGCACAAUCGGCAGAGGAGGAGGGGGGGGGGGGGGUUGGGUUGGAAGCAGAUAGGCUCAAGACUUGUGAGCCGUGAGGACGCUCUUCAAGGUCAUUUUCUGUAUAUACAAAUAAAUGCUGAUGACCAAUGAUUCUUUUCACGGAUAGGAGUGCAGAGUGCAGUGAUACGUGCAUUCAUUCAUUGUAAGAAAUAUUGUAUCUUCUGAACAUUAUUUAGUUCACCUGACAGUGGAUUUCAUUUGCAUUCGGUAUCUUGAAUUCUUCAUGUCCCAUACUUCAACCUGCCGAUUCUGUCUGAGAUCAACGCAUGCUCAGGAGGAUAGUACUAUAGUUUUGAGUAAUUUGUCUGUAAGUUACUGUAUUUGUUUGUACUAUUAAUGGAGCAUCGCAUUUCUGUGGCGACGUGACAGGAUCACAGGAUAAUUAACAAAGCUGUCAGAGGUUCUAUUUC